Molecule: messenger RNA, 2072 nt
Organism: Trichogramma pretiosum
Lineage: Eukaryota; Metazoa; Arthropoda; Insecta; Hymenoptera; Trichogrammatidae
Product: testicular acid phosphatase homolog
Exons: 6
Coding region: 622-1767 (381 amino acids)
Biological process (GO): dephosphorylation
Molecular function (GO): phosphatase activity
Source: RefSeq, a predicted model, not a curated record
GAUCUUCCUCUCUCGCUCGCUACAUUCGUGCGUGAGCCAUUGGACUCGCAACGCGCAACGCAAGCCGAUGUGUGCGUGUGUGUGUACAUUUAUUAUUAAGCAACUUGGACGCGGUCGUUCGCAUACACCGACGACGCGUUUAUUAGACGUACGAGACGUCGUGGUCGUCGUUGCAACAGAGCAGCAGCAGUUCGUCCGGUAUUAUCCACUUGUGCGGAUGUCAGUCGGUCGUUUGAAUAAAGUGAACGCGAGUGUCUUGAUUUGACUCUUUCUUUUCGCUAUCUCGUUUGUAUUUUCAUCUCGAGUAUAAUAGUACGUAAUUACAAACGAUCGGCGUUUGUUUGUCUAUACGCAACUCGACGCGAUGGCAAACGAGGCGUGAUUUAUCAUCGAAUUUUAAUUAGCUUUCGCAUUAUACGCGGCUUGUUUGCCUUUCAUCGCGCGCGUGUCUAUAUAGAUGUAACUCAAAGGUCGCGCGGCGCGUUACAAGAACCGAUGCAUCGUGUGAGUUCAACGCUGUCACAUAAAGAGAAAAAAAGGCGAUACAGCUGAUUGCGCGGUAUAAAUUCGAGGCCCGAUCGACCCCGCAAAAACAGAAAAAAGUACAUCUAAUACGCCAGCAUGCCGGCACCCGAGGGAUUCAAGCUGCAGCUGGUCCAAGUCCUUUUCAGAUACGGCGCGAGAACGUGCAGCGAGGAGGAGAGCUCACUGCUCGCCCACGAGAUCGACGAGGCGUCCUCGCUCAACGAGACUCACGGCUACGAGCAGCUGACCAACCUCGGCAAGCUACAAGCCCACAAGCUCGGCAGCUGUCUGCGCGAGCGCUACGGCGACUUUCUCGGCUCGUCCUAUCGUCCGUCGGACGUGCACGCGACGACCAGCGAGCACGACUCGACCAAGGUGACGACGCAGCUCUGCCUCGCGGGCUUGUAUCCGCCCGCCUUCGAGAACAUCUGGAACUCGGAGAUCAGGAGCGUGCCCAUACCGUAUCACUGCGUGCCGCGCCGAUUGGACGCGCUCCUUAAGGGCCCCGAUUUGCCCAAGUACAGGAGAAGAUUCAGGGAGGAGUCGAGCUGCAACGCAAAGAUACGGAGCAAAGCCGCGGAGCUGAUGGAAAUGAACGAGCUCCUCGAGGACAAAGGCGUUCCGUCGCUGCAGCAGUCCGACUUUUUCGGAUGGCUGAAAGUCUUCAACGCUCUAUACGUUCACCAGAGAGCGGCGAGAAGCCGACUGCCCGAUCUCUACACCAAGGAGCUGUUCGAGCAGCUGCAGAGACACGUCGAGGACAUCUACGAUCUCAUGUCGCUGACGCCGGAGCUGCGCAAGCUCCAGGUGGGUCUGCUGCUCAAGCGCGUCCACGACAACGCGGCGCACCCGGCCAAUCCGCGCAAGGUCUAUCUGUUCUGCGCCGACGGGCCCGUGCUCGCGGCCUUUCUGCGAUCGCACCGAGUCGAUCGGGAGCUCAGGUGUCCGGGCUUCUGUAGCGCGGUGCUGCUGGAAAAAUGGCUCGACGCCGACGAUCGCGCACACGUGAGGAUGCUGGUCACGAGCGGUCAGAGCGACCUGUUCAAAGUCGUGACGUUACGCGACAGCGGCGAAAAUGGAUUUUGCCGUUUCGAGGAUUACAAGAGUCUCACGGAGGGCUUGUUCCCGAGCGACGAGGACGUCGACGAGAUUCUCGCCGAGUCGGCGGUGAAUUUGAAAAACUUACUGACCACGGAUUACGUGCACUGUGCCGCGUCGACUAGCCAGCAGCCAUCCGCUUGAACGAUACACGUUGGGAAAUGCAAAAUUUUGCAGAUUUAGCGGCGUCCAUAAAGAUACAUCGAUGUCGAAUAAAAAUUUACAUGCAUACCUCGAUAUAUACGAAGAAGAAAAAAGGAUAAGGAGAGAGAGAGAAAGAGAGAGAAAAAGUAGAUAAAGAAAGAGAAGCUAUAAGACGCACACAUAUAUAUGUAUAGCAAUAUAUAGUAUGCACUCGCCUUGAGUUUGAAAAAUUGAGCUUUCAAGCCUGCCUCGUGCUCGGCGCGGCUCUUGCGCGCCUCUUCGACCUCUUGCAAUUUUAAAUCCAA